AUGAGGGUCACGACAAUCAAAACGUUGUUCAAGAGGUUACACCCCAAAUGUCAAGCAGAGAACCAAAACCCAAGACAUGGCCUGAUCAUGUUACUUACUACUCCAAGUGAAGAUAUUUAUGUCAAAGAAGUCUUGGAAGUGACAAAUAAAGAAGAAAGGAAAAAAAAAAGCUGCUUAUGGACUCAAACAAGCUGUAAGAAUUUGAAUCAAAAAUUUGAUGGGGUCUUAAGAAAACUGAAACUGAACAUAUCAAACAUUGAUCCAUGUAUCAAUUCUCACAGAGGUGGCACCAAACUAGUCAUCAUAGCUUCAUUUGUCAAUGAUAUGCUAUUAUUCUCAAAUGACAGAGCUGUUCUGGAUCAAUUCAAAAGUUCUCUGAAUAUAUUUUUUGAGAUAAAAUAUUUAGGACAGAUAGGCCAAAGCCUAAGCAUGGUAAUUACAUGGGAUCAUGACAAAGGAAAAAUUUGGAUCUCACAGAAAUCCUCUGCAAAAAAAGGUCUGUAG
This is a messenger RNA of Schistocerca piceifrons (Central American locust), 504 nucleotides long. RefSeq lists its product as uncharacterized. The record is from RefSeq and is a predicted model, not a curated record. NCBI's taxonomy places the organism in Eukaryota, Metazoa, Arthropoda, Insecta, Orthoptera, Acrididae. The transcript has 2 exons. The coding region runs from base 1 to 504 and encodes 167 amino acids.